GAAAUAAAAAAUAGUUUUCGUUACGACCACCUAAAACAUAACCGUUGGGAAGUACACGUGGCACGCAAUCCAUCCACCUGUCUGCUUCAACUCCCCUUUGGAUUCCCUGCUCUCUUCACAAAUUCAGCUUCCUCCUUUCCAUUACCUUUUCACUUUCUUCUUCACUUCUCAACCCAUAAAAAUCCGUCACAUAAAAGCUCCAUUUUCAUCUCUAAUGGCCAUUCACAGUCUCUAAACCAAAUGUAAAAUGUUUUCUUUUUUAAACUACAAAAUCUCACACAUUCUAUUUCUUCUUCUAUUCUCUGCAACUCCUUCUUCUUCUUCUGCUGGUACGCAGUUUGAUUUCGGUACUUUAACUUUAAGCAGUUUAAAGCUCCUCGGCGACGCUCAUUUAAACAAUGGCAACGUCCGUCUCACCCGUGACCUCGCCGUCCCCAAUUCCGGCGCUGGCAAAGCUCUUUACUCCAAACCUAUUCGCUUCCGGCAACCUGGAACUCACUCCAUCACUAGCUUCUCUACUUUUUUCUCUUUCUCCGUUACGAAUCUAAACCCGUCUUCAAUUGGCGGCGGUCUUGCAUUUGUUAUAUCACCCGACUCUGAAACUAUCGGCGCUGCCGGCGGGUGUCUCGGGUUGCUCACGGUGGAUGGUCUUGGUUCUGGGUUUGUUGCUGUUGAAUUUGAUACCCUUAUGGACGUUGAGUUUAAAGAUGUUAACAGUAACCAUGUCGGUUUGGAUCUGAACAGUAUGGUUUCUACGGAGACUGUUGAUUUGGACGGCGUUAAUAUUGAUCUGAAAAGCGGGGAUCUAGUUAACGUUUGGAUCGAGUACGAUGGUACUAACAGAGGAAUCAAUGUCUCGGUUUCGUACUCAAAUCUUAAACCUAAAGAAUCUGUUUUGUCGGUUAGUCUUGAUCUUGAUCAGUACGUUGAUGAUUUCAUGUAUGUUGGAUUCUCUGGGUCAACACAAGGGAGUACAGAGAUUCAUAGCGUUGAAUGGUGGAGUUUUAGUUCGUCAUUUGAUUCUAAUUCAGGUUUUGGGUCUAAUAACCCACCGCCUCCUACGGCUAAUUUGAUGAACCCGACGGCUGAUUCUGUUAAAACACCGCCGCCGUCGUUGGCCCCGGCCAGUGCUGAUUCUAUUUCUACCGCGCAAGAAAAGAGUAGUAAGUCAUCCUCUUCCUCUUGUCAUAACCAGCUUUGUAAACAAGGGCCAGGCGCCGUCGCCGGCGUGGUCACCGCUAGUGCUUUUUUAGUAAUCUUCGCCGGAAUUCUCAUCUGGGUAUUUUCUAAAAAGUACAAACACGUCAAGAAAGAGUCUUUUGCGUCUGAGAUAAUAAGAAUGCCAAAAGAAUUCAGCUAUAAAGAGCUCAGAUCAGCAACAAGGUGUUUUAAUGCUAAUAGAAUCAUCGGCCACGGUGCAUUUGGUAUUGUUUAUAAAGGUAUCUUACCGGAUUCCGGUGAGAUUAUUGCAGUGAAGAAAUGUAGUCAUAGUAGUCAAGGAAAGACUGAAUUUUUAUCUGAAUUAUCAAUAAUUGGCACUCUCAGACAUAGAAAUCUCGUACGGCUUCAAGGUUGGUGUCAUGAGAAAGGUGAAAUUUUACUAGUCUAUGAUCUAAUGCCUAACGGAAGUCUUGACAAAGCAUUAUUCGAGUCAAGAACAGUUUUGCCUUGGCCACAUAGGAGAAAAAUCUUACUUGGUGUAGCUUCAGCAUUAGCAUAUUUGCAUCAAGAAUGCGAAAAUCAAGUGAUUCAUAGGGAUAUUAAGAGCAGUAACAUUAUGUUGGAUGAAGGGUUUAACGCGAGAUUAGGCGAUUUCGGUUUAGCUAGACAAAUCGAGCACGAUAAGUCCCCCGACGCAACCGUAGCGGCCGGAACAAUGGGAUAUCUAGCUCCUGAGUAUUUACUAACAGGCAGAGCUACAGAGAAAACCGAUGUGUUCAGCUAUGGAGCAGUAGUUCUAGAAGUUUCUAGCGGAAGAAGACCAAUUGAGAAAGAAACAAGCAAAAUUGGAGCAAACAGCAAUUUAGUAGAAUGGGUGUGGAGUCUACACAGAGAAGGAAAAUUAGUAAGUGCAGCUGAUUCAAGACUUGAAGGUGAGUUCAGUGAGAUUGAAAUGACUAAGGUUCUGUUGGUUGGGUUAGCUUGUUCGCACCCUGACCCAUUGGCUAGACCCACAAUGAGAAGUGUGGUCCAGAUGUUGGUGGGUGAAGCUGAGGUCCCUAUGGUUCCUAGGACCAAACCAACUAUGAGUUUUAGUACUUCACAUCUGUUGUUGAGCUUGCAAGAUAGUGUAUCAGACUGUAAUGGCAUGAUCACUCUCUCAACUUCUUCUUCAGAAAAUGGUUACAUUAUUGGUGAUAAUGAUGACAUAGUUUGAUUCUGAUAG
Messenger RNA from Mercurialis annua (annual mercury), 2386 nucleotides. Its product is annotated as L-type lectin-domain containing receptor kinase VIII.1. NCBI's taxonomy places the organism in Eukaryota, Viridiplantae, Streptophyta, Magnoliopsida, Malpighiales, Euphorbiaceae. The transcript has a single exon. Gene Ontology annotation, biological process: protein phosphorylation. Gene Ontology annotation, molecular function: protein kinase activity; ATP binding; carbohydrate binding. The record is from RefSeq and is a predicted model, not a curated record. Gene Ontology annotation, cellular component: plasma membrane. The coding region runs from base 248 to 2377 and encodes 709 amino acids.